AUGACAACCAAAGGAUUAAUAUUAUUAACAGUUCUUUGUUAUAUAAAUUUGUCUUAUACAAGACCACAGCAACAACAAGAAUCUUUGAAAAGUUUUUGGAAUACAGCAAGACCAGGAGAACUCUUAAGAUCCUUGGAUACUAUAACUUCCAGCACACAAUAUUUUACACAACCAGUAGUUGAGCACCUAGCAGAUAAACAUGAACCACAGAAAGUGCAAUUGUUAAGAAAAAGUGAUGAUGGCACUGCAGAAAAUUUAAAGGAUAACGAAGAAAACAUAACACUUAACUCCGAUAAAAUUUUAUUACAAAGAAGAAUUGGCGAGGGAUCGGAAGAAAGUUUGGAGGAGAAGUCGCCCUAUGAUUACGAUAAAGCAUAUGAAGAAUUUGUAAAAAAAUAUUUUGAUGAUUCAGUAACAGAUGCCCUCUCAGCUAGUGAAAGCUCAGAAAAUUCGCAUAAUGAACAGCUUGAUGCUGAGGCUUAUAGUGGCGAAGAGGAGUUAGAAUCUAGUGAGACGCUCGAACCUGUCAUUGAAGCCAGCCGAAAAUCGUCUAAAACAGAAAAAUGUAAAAAAGUUUUGCGUGGCCAACAAAAUUGUUUGAUUUGUAAAAAUCUGCGCAAUGGUGAGAACACCGAAAGUUGUUCGUACAAUAGAGAAACUAAACCGCAAAGUUAUGGGUUUGAAAAACAACAAAAGUUUCGCAAAUAUAGGGCCACACCAAAAACUAGUGAAAAUAAAGACACAAUAGAACAAAAUUCUGGUGAAAAGGUUUCAAAAGCGGAUAACAACAAAGCCAAUAUUACUUCCUCCUGUACUAUAAACAAAAUCAAAAAUAAAGUAUGUUACCAUUGUGAAACAGUUAAAGGCAAAAAAACAACAAAAUGUUAUAAAGAAGAGACACCCAUUGAAGGUAAUAGCAAUGAACGUACAAGAGACAAUAAGAAAAAUGUACAAAAAACUCAACAAAGAAUCUAUAAAAGAACACUUUCCUAUAGCUAUGAAAAUACUCCUCACACAGCGGGUAUGAGUAAUAAUACACAUGUUUUGGAUAAGCCUUUAAUACAGAAACAUUUUCUCCUUAAAGAGCUUAAUAAAAAUGAAAGAUAA
Messenger RNA from Lucilia sericata (common green bottle fly), 1107 nucleotides. RefSeq lists its product as uncharacterized. Lineage: Eukaryota; Metazoa; Arthropoda; Insecta; Diptera; Calliphoridae. The transcript has a single exon. The record is from RefSeq and is a predicted model, not a curated record. The coding region runs from base 1 to 1107 and encodes 368 amino acids.